This is a messenger RNA of Haplochromis burtoni (Burton's mouthbrooder), 2098 nucleotides long. It is a transcript of the gene dio1, whose product is annotated as iodothyronine deiodinase 1. NCBI's taxonomy places the organism in Eukaryota, Metazoa, Chordata, Actinopteri, Cichliformes, Cichlidae. The transcript has 4 exons. The record is from RefSeq and is a predicted model, not a curated record. Gene Ontology annotation, molecular function: thyroxine 5'-deiodinase activity.
UAGCAGGACCUAAAACAGGACAUCGGCUAAUUUUAAGACAGUCGUACUCAUUUAUAUCUUCUACUUAUUUGUAUAAACGAGAGCUACCAGCCUUUUUUGAUUUGGCUUUGAUUUGAUGUUUCUUCACGGUGGGAAAUAUUGAAGAAAAUUAGCUCCCAACUACGCUAUGGGAUGUUUAGCAAGAUGAAAACGCGGAUAUUAAUAUGUAAUCAACAGAAAGCGUAUUAAAGCGCAGAAUAACAACUGUUACCGUCGUGUAAAUGGAAGUUUGUUUCUGUUGGUAAAAUGAACGAUCUUACACGAAAGACCGUGAAGGCAGCAGAGUGGGAGGGAGCCUGACCAACAAUUUUAAACGAGCGAUCCAAAGAGUUCCGCUGGAGACGCCUUGAAACACGGGACAUACCACCGGCAAGCUGCUGCCAUGUUUCUGCAAAAAAUUCUGCUUUAUUUGUCGACAGCAUGCAUGUUUUGCUACAUGUUGGGACUGUUUCUCAUGCUGGCGAUAUUGCAGUUUUUCUCACCAAGCCUUGCGAAGAAGUUCAUACUUCGCAUGGGUGAAAAGAUCACCAUGACCCAGAAUCCCAGGUUUAACUAUGAGGAUUGGGGUCUGACAUUUAUGUCCUUGGCAUUUAUUAAAACCGCUUCUUUUCACAUGUGGCUGUCUCUGGGAGAAGAGGCGUUUGUGGGAGGAGAAGCUCCAGACUCACCUGUGGUCACUAUGGACCGCGAGAAAACCAGCAUCUCCAAGUAUUUAAAAGGCAACAGAGCGCUUGUGCUGAGUUUUGGAAGUUGCACCUGACCCCCGUUUAUGUACAAACUUGAUGAGUUCAAGCAACUCGUCAAGGACUUCAGCGAUGUAGCCGACUUUCUUGUGAUCUACAUCGCAGAGGCUCAUUCAACAGAUGGUUGGGCCUUUAAGAACAACUAUGACAUCAACCAGCACCAGAGCCUGGAGGACAGGCUGUCUGCGGCACAGGUCCUGGUUCAGAGUGAACCCCUGUGUCCUGUGGUUGUGGAUGAAAUGACUGACGUCACCACCAUACAAUACGGAGCUCUGCCUGAGAGGCUUUACAUUCUGCAGGCUGGGAAAGUGCUCUACAAGGGAGGGAAAGGGCCUUGGGGCUACAACCCAGCGGAGGUGCGAUCCUUCUUGGAGAAGAUAAAAUAAGAAACUCUGCGCUUAUAUGAAUAAGGGUUUCUUCUUAUUAAGGGGUGGGUUUUAUCUACAUUCUAACCAGUAUACAUUACUUAUAUAGGUGGGGGAUUUUACAAUCAGGCUCUCAUGUUGUCUUAAAAAAGAUAUCAGCCUCUGAGCUUGAACUCUCCUCUCAGUGUUAAUUAAUGACGGCUGCAGAUUAAACUUUGGACUCUGGAGCCAGAUGCAUUCAAACACAGGGAGACAGUCCACUCAGCGGUUGUGAUAAAACGGCGCAUACAGGAGAUGUAAUUUGUGUGAGCAUGCAUGUGUUUUUUGUCCAUAUUCUCUUUUUGGUUGCGUGGUGGGUUUAUUAUGGCGCAGGUUUGUCUGCAUUGUAACUGUAAUUCCACUACAUCAGCAUGUAGUCCUACUGUCAGUCGUUCACAUUAAUCACAAAAGGUGUAGAAAUGGUGUGUAACCUUUCUGUAGUCUUAAACGAGAUGUCAGCCUCUGAGCUUGCAACCCCCUCUCUGUGUUUCUUAGUGACGGCUACAGAUUAAACCUCUGGUCUCUGGAGCCAGAUGCAUUGAAACGCAGGGAGACGGCCAACCUCAGUCAUGUCAUGUUCGUUGUAUCACAGACUAGACAGCAGAUGUAGUUUGCUUCCAUAUGUGUUUUGCUUAUGUUGCCUGGCUUCUUCAGUUAAACUCCCUGAAGAUUUAAGGCACUGAAAGUUUUCCCAUUUUCAGUGUCAGUUAUCAAGUGCACACUUAUGAAUUCUCCACAGUUUCAACAGCUGGCUACUAUUUACAUGACAAUGACAGUCAAAACCUCUUCUAGCUGGAAGUCUUUGAACUACGUAGGUUAAUUUAUUAUUGGACACUUAUUGAUUUGAAUAUUCUUGGAUGUGAAGUCAUCCGGUAGCACCUCAACAUAAGAGUACUCACUUUGUCAAAGUCA